AAUCUGUAGACGGGUCUCGACCCGAAACGUCACCCAUUCAUUCUCUCCAGAGAUGCUGCCUGUCCCGCUGGGUUACUCCAGCAUUUUGUGUCUAUCUUCGGUUUAAACCAGCAUCUGAGGUUCCUUCCUUGCUAAACAUAAUCUGAGGGCCAUUUCGUUGCGUUGACGACUCGACAUCAGAAUCGCAGUGGAAUUAAGUUUUCACGUGGAGUGGAGGUAAAGGGUUAAUGUUUCUUACUGCCAGUGUUUGCAGCACGGGCUUGGACCGGCUAACUGAUUUUGUGGGAACCGAGCGCAGGAGGUUACGGCAAACAUGGGCGAAGCUGAACCGUAGCGGCAUUCCUGGACCCCGUGGCAAUAGUGGUUUAACAUUGACCCAAACAUUCCGUGCAUUCUAUUACUCCCGGUGCUUAAUCUAUUCGCAUCUUCUUUCUCGGGCAGGCGGUGAUCAAAACUCCAGUUUCUGCCAAUUUAAACGCGCUGUUUAAUAGUUUUGACGGACGCCUUGUGCAGACGGAGAAAGGAAGGGUGCGCUCCCCGGCCUGUGCCAAGAAUUGAUGUAACGUGGAUUGGACUUCAUGGUCAUCCCUUUCAAAGUAGGUGGAUCACUUCAACGCAAAUCCCCGCGAUUAUACAAAUCCGGGGGUUUAAUCAAGGCGCAAAAACAGAUGAAGUUGUUUCUGCGUAGCUCCUGAUUUUCGCCGGGAAUUAACAUUAGGGAUGGAUUAUCGGUGGCACUGUUCGCUCCGGCGGCGUUAUAUACAACACGAGCGGCGUCAAUGGUUCAGAAGUUUAAAAUACUGUAAUAGGUUAAGCACCGUUAAUCGCGAUGUUGAGGAUUAGUCCGGUUGGAGUGGAGGUUGACACCUCUGGCUUUUUUCGUCGCUGGGAGGGUGCUGGUUUAAUGUUGGGGUGGGGGGUGGGAAUGCUAAACUGACGUCAGCUGAAGCCAGACAAGGCUCUUCCCUCAGUCCCUUGAAUCCCCAUCAUUUCAUUGAAAGGCUCCGUGAGCCGAGGACGUGAAAGGAAGCUGCUCUCGGUGACUGCCAGUUGAGAUCAUUCGCUUCUCUUUCCUUCUGACCUCUUUUCCUCUAUAGUCCCCCCCCCCCCCCCCCCCCCUCUCUUCCGUGUCCGGACAAGAGCCCUCAAAGGCUGGCGGAAUCUUGUGUUACUUCCAGGCGAUGAUGGCCAAUGCACCAGCGGCGCUUUUGGAAUUACUGGAACUAGAAUGAAUAGCAGCUGUCUCCAUCUGCGAAGCUUGGCAUGGGAUCUUAAUAUUCUUUGAAACACUUCGGGGGCAAACAAAAAUAAAAUAAGAUGGUCUCUCUCUCUUUGGGUUGCAAAGACACGGCUAUGUGAGAUGCGAACGCUGCCAGUGUUCACCAUGUUGCUGACGCGCUUGUGCCCAAUGCCAGUCAGUACAUUUGGACGAGCUGCUGGCUGCCACGCCUGGAUACUGCUCGCUAUCUUUCACCUGGUCAUGGAUUUUACCUCUUGUGAAUCGAAGCUUCAGGGUCAAGUGUUCAGCCACUCUUCGGGGUCAAUGCACCCGCCACCCCGCCACCGAGCUGUCAGCGAUCCUCUUUGGGAGUACAAAAGUAGCCGGCACGGGAGAGUUACAAAAUCCUGGUGGCACAGAAUGUUUUGGCCGGAGACUCAUCCUGGAAGACAAUUCCCAAACAAGCCGAACAGGAUUCACAAACACAAGGAACUGGCAGGUAGCCCGUGUAUCAACUGCCAGUCCAAACAAUCUCACAGAUUGGACCCUCCAGUCUCAGUGGAGACCAGGGACUCUGUAAAAUUGACCCACUUGAAAAGGGCAAGGAGGCAGAGUGAUAACUUUGCAUUUGACCACUUUGAAAAGCCCAAAUGCACGUCAUACGACAGUGAGGGAACAGCGACUGAGAUGCCUUGUGCCAUUGAAUGGGGCCCCACGAAGGAGGAGCUGACCGAUGUCAACGCGUUUUCAACUCCGGCGAGUCAUUCCACCACCAGCUUGUUGUCCUCCACCAGAACUACAACUGCCAGAACCACACCUGCCGCCACCACAGCCAGCUCCACCACCACCACUAUGCAAACCACCACCGCCUCACUCAGCAGCCACAUCAUAGUGGUGCCACAGCCAGCUCUGCUCAGCACAACGGACCCAAGCCUUAGGUGGGACCCGCCCAACACAGUCCGCCCCUCCCGCAUCGGAGAGACAGGAGGUUUGGCUGUACAUCAGAUCAUUACUAUCACAGUCUCUCUCAUCAUGAUCGUUGCUGCUUUGAUAACAACGUUGGUUUUAAAAAACUGGUGGGAGAACAGCUGUGCACAGAGUGGGAAUGGCCGGCGGAACAGCCAUCAACGGAAGAUCAACCAACAAGAAGAAAGUUGCCAAAAUCUCACCGAUUUCACCGCUGCCCGAGUGCCGAGCAAUCUGGACAUAUUCACUGCGUACAACGAGACCCUGCAGUGCUCUCACGAGUGCGUCCGGGCAUCAAUGCCAGUCUACACGGACCAGGGGCUGCACCAGACCACAGUCUACAAAACCACAUUCAAUGGAAACCGAACGCCCCCAUCUGAACGGCAGCUAAUCCCAGUGCCCUUCGUCUCGGAGAAAUGGUUUGAAAUCUCCUGCUGACUGACCGAAGGCUCUUACUCCUGGGCCGGGGUGACGUCACCUUUCUAAUUCUUGGUAAGUAUGACUCUCCAGUUUAGACCAUCUGCUCCUUUCACAGUUAUCUGUUAACAUUGUCCAAGGCAAGGCAAGACCAGAUAUCAAAGAACAAAUAUCCAGUUCAAUGGGUUCAAUUACAUUCCGUGUUAUCCUGACAACAUUGUUGAUAUUGCCAUAAACAUCUUCCAUCAAUGAUUGGCAAAGCAGUUUUCAUUGUCCUCAAUAACAGUGCCAUUCCAUGAUGGGCACCAAUUCCAUUUCUUAAUUUCUUAAUUAAAAUGGCAUCCUACUUAUAUUGGUUGGGAUUUCCACAAUUUCCAAAAUAUAUAAGGUUCGGGCUCUUUUAUGUUCAGUUAACGUAUAUUGCAUCAAGAUUAAAAUAGUUCCAACUUUCACUGGCUACUUGAGGAUCUAUUGUACAGUCUUUGCACAUCCCCAAUCCGUUCCACUUGUCACUUGAAUUUCAUGUUUCAUGUACCUUGUGUUCUGUGACUGUUGGCAGACCAAUUUCCCUCCUGGGAUAAAUAAAGUUCUGUUGUAUCGCAUCGUAUCCUAUCGUAUCAUAUCGUCCAGCAAACUUAGAUCUUAUUUAAAAUCUCACUAAAAAAGUAAAAUGUUGAAUCAUAAUAAAUGGCCCUUGAGGGGCAUCCCGUUCCAUUCAACACUGCUGCGGCAACUAUAGUACCUCACGCCAUCUGCUGAUGCAGGCUUUCUUUUUAAUUACACUCAUGAGAAAGACCUUGCAGACACACUGCCUUGAAAAACCUGUGUGAAUUGUGAUCCUUAAUUCUUGCAAAGGAGCAAAGGACUUGCCUGACCAUCAGUGCGACAUAGUCUCAGAGGGAAGGUAUGUAACGAGGCAACAAAGCCUGCCUGUCCUAUGUUUAAAGUCAAAUAUAAAAUUAGAACUCAUCACAGCAAAGGUUAGACCGAAGUAUUGCCAUAUUUAAAGGGUGACCCAAAAAAAUAUGCAUCAUUUUCAGGAGAGCGUUGUUCAAAAGAUCAAUUCAUAUUUGUCAGAAUUAAAAAUGUUGGAGGCCAGGGAAUAGCCUUUGAACAUUGAUUUGACAGAAUCUGGCAAUUUGACCCUAAUCUCAUGAAAACGUGGUCUCGGGAGAGGUGACCUGGUCUGCGUUUAUAUUUAAUAAUUGUGAUACUUUAAUUAAUUUAUCGCCAAGUCUUUUCAACUCCCCGGUAGAAUGAUCGGUUCGCUACAUUGUUAAUCUUGGUUGGACUGAAGGAAUUGUGAAGUGAACCUGAGCAAACGUCCAAUAAAGAAAAAAACGAUCUUUUAAAUCGUCCGAGUCGCACUUGCUGAUGUUAAAUAAUUCUCGAGUUGUAGCAUCCUUCCAAAGUGUGGCAGAAUUUCAGCUGGUUUAGUAAAAGUACUUCCAAUGGCGAUGUUAAAGGUGAAUAAAUGCUUAACUAUGAAUUGUAGUGAUUUUCUAAAAGUGUUUGCAUUUGUUUCUGAAUGAAUUCAUAAACUUAGGAGCAUUCAACAGAUAAAAAAAAACAAUUGUAUUCCUUUCUUUGUAGAUAAUACAAACUUAAACUUAAUGAAAAAUUAGGAAGGGAUUGGAAUUAGUAGGAAUUUGCCUUUGCUUUACCAUUCGGUCCUGUAUCCAUUCCAUCUUGUUUACUUCAUUGAUUUAUGUUUUAAAAAAAUGACAUAAGGAACAUCUAUGUAGGCUAAACAUGAAGCAAUGUUUCACAACCAUACAUGGUCUUUUCAUUGAUCUGUAUAUUCAUUUAUUUUCUGCAUGGAUUUUCAUGAGCCUUACCAUUUCAUAACACCCAAACAGAAUCUACUCCUUAGCCUCGUCACACAGCCAACAUUGAAAAAUGUUGCCAUGGUGUUUCACAAGAGGUUAAGGAGAAAGCAAACCUCAUGCCAAAAAAAAGGAUGACAAAAAUCUUAUUCACAAAGGUGAGUUUAAAAAACGGCAUGGGAAAGCAGAAGGUAUUGAAGAGAAUUAUAUCAAAGCGUAGGAUUGAGAGUCAAAGAUGCUUAUCACAAUGGGAAGGUGAAUCAUAGGAGCUUAAAGGCAAAUACACUUGCAAGGCUGAUGGAUAUCUCUGAGAAUAAGAAUGAAAACUUGAAAAACCAGAGGGUUUAAGGAUUUUAAUAACUCUACAGAAAUUUUAAAGUCAAUGUAUUACAGUGAAACGGGUUGAUGGGGCAGUGAUGCUUGAUUUUGGACUGAAAUACGGCUGCAUAAAGUUUAGGGAGCACUGGAAUUUUAGUUUUGGUUUUAGAGAUAUAGAGAUAGAGAAACAGGCCCUUCGGCCCACUGAGUCCGCACCGACCAGCGAUCCCCGCACAUUAACACUAUCCUACACACACAAGGGAGAAUUUACACUUAUACCAAGCCAAUUAACCUACAAAUCUGUAUGGCUUUGGAAUGUGGGAGGAAACCGAAGAUCUCAGAGAAAACCCAUGCGGACACGGGGAGAAGGUACAAACUCUGUACAGACAACAUCCUGCGUCGGGAUCGAACCCGGGUCUCCGGCGCUGCAGGCGUUGUAAGGCAGCAACUCUACAGCUGCGCCACUGUUUAAUCAAUGACGGUAGAUCUGGACAGCAUUGGACAUAACAGGGAAGGGGGGUGGUGGUUGGUGAACAAAGAAGAGUGAUUCGUUAUGUCUUAGAGUCUUCAUUCUGUCCAAUCCCUUCACACAUUCCCCUCUGAGGAAUUAUGGACUACUGCUGCUCAUGAAGAUUUUCACACAGGAUCCAUCAUUUUCCUUUUUUUGGCAUAUUAAAAAUAAUUUGUGAACAUAAAAUGAGCAGAAGCCCCAUUAGUGUAGAGUUAUUGUCAUUUUUUUAACCAAAUUAUGAACCUAAGUCCACAAUACACACACGGUACAGCAAAAUAAUACAAAGUUCAAGUGGCGCGAAAAUCAAAACAUCUUCAUUGUCAAGAGUCCAAAUUAAUCACCUUCACUGAAGCUAAGACUGCUUCUACGCAAUCUCAUCUCUCUUUUCUCCCAGGGACCGAGAAUCAUCUCAUGUCUGUUAAUCUAUCUUCAUCCUAUAACUCUUUUUGUGAAUUUUCACCUUUCAAUUAGAUGUCUGAAUGUAAAAGUAAUCUCAAGUCCCUGAUGAAGGGGGAUUUCCUCAUAAACUAUACCAGGGCCUUCCACAUACAGGCAUUUGGAUGCCGUGAAUGUGUGGAGUGAUGUGGAUCUGCAGCUCCACAUUUUUCUUCAUGUGUGUUAGAGUAUUGGUUUAUUAUUGCCAUGUGUGCCAAUAUACAGUGGACACACUAUGCAUGUUACCCAGGCAAAUCAUACCAUGCAUGAGUGCAAUGACACCAUCUAUGAGUACAACGGGAAGUGUAUAAAGAGUAAGGAAAUGGAAUGUAGAAUAUAGUAUUAUCGCUGCAGAGAAAGUGCAAAUUAAAAAAAAAAAAUGCAAGUGCCAUAACGAGGUAGAUUGGAAGAUCAGGAGCGUGAAGGGUUUGUAAGUGUAUCUUCUAUUUCACAGUUUUCAUAGAGUUUUCGGAGACAUUGCAGUUUCAUGUAAAGAAUAAUAUAUGCCCGGGUAUAUGUUAUGGUGUUGAAUUUGUGAGGUUUUCUAAAUGAGGAUUAUCAGUUGAGCUUGGAUUCGCAAAAUUUGCUCUCUAAUUACUGACUCUAAAAUGAUCUAGAGGAAAAUCAGAUUUUUCCACUUAAGUUCAUGUCUCGGUUAUUUUUAAAAGUAAUUAGGCUAAGUGCGACCCAUUGGGCCCGCUCCCCCAAUGCAAUAUUCCACCAUGCUGCGCAUGCACGGCAGCCGCGUUCAGAGUUGUGCCGUUGUCGGCUGAAAUUAAGUUAAAGUUAAUAAAGUGAAUAGAGGACCCGUGGAGGCGUUUGUAAAGUAGAAGGAAAUUUACCCAUGAAGCCGUCGGA
Messenger RNA from Leucoraja erinaceus (little skate), 6550 nucleotides. It is a transcript of the gene ajap1, whose product is annotated as adherens junctions associated protein 1. The record is from RefSeq and is a predicted model, not a curated record. Gene Ontology annotation, molecular function: beta-catenin binding. Gene Ontology annotation, cellular component: cytoplasmic side of plasma membrane; cell-cell contact zone; adherens junction. Lineage: Eukaryota; Metazoa; Chordata; Chondrichthyes; Rajiformes; Rajidae. Bases 1361 to 2623 code for a protein of 420 amino acids. The transcript is spliced from 6 exons.